GAAGCUACAGCAAUGUCGACUGUCAUCUGUGGACAAGACUGGACUGAAAUAAAUCACAUUCUAUUUUACAUUUUCUAGAAACGAAACAAGAGAUGUAUUACAGCCGCAUGAUGCGACGGAAAACCCGACUUUAAUUCGCGUUUCAAACGCAGUGAAAACGGCCCAACGGUUCUGGUCGAAGAGGGAAUUAGCAAAGAAAGAAAAGGAAUUGGUGAUUAGGCUCUCUUGUACGUACUGCAUCAUCCCGCUUGUCUUCGUUUUUCUUGAUCAUAAUUUUUCCCCGUCAAUUUUUUUCUUUUAUUACAGUUAGUGUUUUUUUUUUUUUUUUAAGAUUGUAUAUUCUGUACUGGGGUUGGGAAGAGUUAUUAGCAGUGAUGGUGUAGCCAAGGUUUUGAUCAAAAAGCAAAUGAAAAUAUACGGAAUCCUGUUGUUCCCUUUCAAGAGUUCAGUCAAGCAGAUUGCUUGCUUUAAAUUCGAAGCUCUGAUCUGCACCCAGAGUCCAAGCUUCACAACCCUUUUUGUCUGACUUCUAAGUGACCUAUCUGCAGCUUCAGCCUUCAAGCAUUUGCUGGAAUCCAUGGCAGUCCUAUUAAACUCUGUAUCACCUAUAAAACACCCUUCUUCAGAACAUUCAAGAAAUUCUGGUGGAUUCUCUUCCAAAGUAUUAAAGUUCCAUUCUUUUUCCCUCAACAAUGAUUUUCCUAGACUGUUGGCCUCUACCCAGACGGCAUUUGCUUCUAAAGAUACCGUUUUCACGUUGCCCAACUGGAGAUCUGGCAGGAACGACCCUAGAACCAAAGAGCUUAGGAUGAAUGAUGCUUUCUUGUACUUGGAAUACAUGGUCGGAAAACGCCACAUGCCUGAUGUUGUUCAGGCAACGCAGUUGCUGUAUGAUCUUUGCAAGUCCAAUAAACUCCGAAAGGCAACUAGGGUCAUGGAAAUGUUGAUUGCAUCAGGUAGUAUUCCGGAUGCAGCCUCGUAUACUUUCUUGGUGAAUCAUUUAUGUAAGAGAGGAAAUGUUGGUCAUGCCAUGCAAUUAGUUGAAAAAAUGGAGGAAAACGGAUACCCGACCAAUACUGUGACUUAUAAUUCUCUUGUUAGAGGUCUCUGUAUGCGAGGAAACUUGGAUCAGAACCUGCAAUUUGUCGAUAGGCUGAUGCAGAAGGGACUGGUGCCAAAUGCAUUUACAUACUCAAUCUUGCUUGAGGCUGCUUAUAAGGAAAGAGGGGUUAAUGAGGCAAUGAGACUCUUAGAUGAAAUAAUUGCUAAAGGUGGAACGCCUAAUUUGGUUAGUUAUAAUGUCAUAUUGACUGGUUUGUGCAAGGAAGGUAGAGUCGAUGAAGCAAUACAGCUUUUCAGGAAUUUGCCUUCGAAGGGAUUCAACCCCAACGUUGUGAGCUAUAAUAUUUUGUUGAGAACCUUGUGCUAUGAAGGACGGUGGGCAGAGGCAAAUGAACUUCUGGCUGAGAUGGUUGGAGAUGAUCGCUCCCCAACAAUAGUCACCUAUAAUAUCUUGAUUGGCUCCCUUGCCUUUCAUGGCCGAACUGAUCACGCCCUCAAGGUUGUGGAUGAAAUGCACAGAGGCGGGCAGUUGAAGCCCACUGCAGCCAGCUACAAUCCAAUCAUUGCUCGUCUGUGCAAAGAGAGGAAGCUGGAUGCUGUAAUUAAAUGCCUGGAUGAAAUGAUGUACCGUCAUUGCAGUCCUAAUGAGGGCACAUACAAUGCCAUUGCCUUGCUUUGUGAGGAGGGGAUGGUGCAAGAGGCAUUCUCAACAAUCCAAAGUUUGAGGCCUAAGCAGAGUUCCUCCAAUCAUGAUUUCUACAGAACAGUGAUUUCUAGUCUGUGUAAGAAGGGGAACACGUAUGCGGCAUUUAAGCUGCUGUAUGAAAUGACAACCUGCGGCUUUAAUCCGGAUUCAUAUACCUAUUCAUCUUUGAUUAGAGGACUGUGCAUGGAGAGGAUGCUUGGCGUGGCUAUAGAUGUUUUUAGAAUCAUGGAAUUAAGUGGCUACAGACCUGACACGGAUAACUUCAACGCCCUUGUGCUUGGGUUAUGCAAAUCUCGGAGAACAGACUUGUCCUUGGAAGUCUUUGGAAUGAUGAUUGAGAAAGGCUAUAUGCCUAGUGAGACGACUUAUACUAUUUUAGUGGAAGGGAUCAUUCGCGAAGAAGAAAGGGAGCUGGCAGCAGUAGUUUUGAAAGAGCUGCAUCAGAGACAAGUCGUCAGUAGAAAUACAGUUGAAAGGAUUGUUAUGCAAUAUGACAUUGAGGAGUUAUCAAUAUAGACAGCUCUCUGUAGCGGGGAUACGGUGAGGAAUUUGUAUGCAUAAGACGUUAAAAUGGGACGGGGCAAUGAGGAGGCAAUGGGUGAUUGUUGAAGAAUCACCGUUGGCAGAACUGCUGAGCAUGUAAGGGAAUCUCGACAAACUUGUGCGCUCAGAGUGUAAGACAGUAAAGAGUAAUGACUGUUAAGAACCCAACGGUGAUUGGUUACAUGUUGGCCAAUGGUAGGCUUCAAGUUUGUAUCUCUUCACUUUUAACCUUACUCCUAGCUUUCUACUCACACUGUACAUUUAUCACUAUUCCCUUCUGACUAUAUAUAUUAGAGCGGGAUCCACUCCUAGCUUCAACGUUGCAAAUACUUUGCCAAUUGCGUAUUAAUAAUAUUGUUAUUACGCCUGGCCUCUAA
This is a messenger RNA of Coffea eugenioides, 2688 nucleotides long. Its product is annotated as pentatricopeptide repeat-containing protein At1g79080, chloroplastic-like. The record is from RefSeq and is a predicted model, not a curated record. The transcript has a single exon. Bases 578 to 2284 code for a protein of 568 amino acids. Gene Ontology annotation, molecular function: protein binding. NCBI's taxonomy places the organism in Eukaryota, Viridiplantae, Streptophyta, Magnoliopsida, Gentianales, Rubiaceae.